AAAAUGAACAAGACCACAGUCAACUUUUUUGUUAUUACAGGGAUUACACAUGUACCAGUGUUAAAAGAACUCAUAUUCUUCCUGGUUCUUCUCAUUUAUCUUCUCACUGUUGCUGGUAACAUGACCAUCUUUCUUCUAAUUUGCCUAGAUCGUCAGCUUCACAGUCCCAUGUAUUUCUUUCUGGGUAACCUCUCCAUCCUUGACAUAUCUUGUUCCACUAUUGCAACGCAUAAAAUUCUCUCCAUGUUUGUAACAGGAAAUGACAUAAUUUAUUUCCCUUUUUGCAUGGCCCAGCUUUAUUUAUUUUCUAGCUUCACAUCUAUCGAGCUAUUAUUAUUGACAGCUAUGAGCUAUGAUAGAUAUGUGGCCAUAUGCAGACCAUUAUAUUACUCAAGGAUCAUGAACCCUCAAGCUUGCCUCUUGUUAGCUUUGGCAUGCUGGUUGGUUGGUUUUAUUGAACUUAUACCCUACAUGGAUCUUCUGCUGAGGAUAUCUUGUUAUAGAUCAAACAUAAUCAACCACUUUUUCUGUGAUAUGAUGCCCAUUAUUAAGAUGUCUUGUAGUGACACCUCUGCCCUGGAACUCCUGAUCUUCACAGAGGGUGUUUUUCUUUUGAGUGUCACACCAUUUCUUCUUACUUUCAUUUCCUAUAUGUUCAUUAUCUCAUCAAUCAUGAGGAUACGCUAUAGCACAGGAAGGAGAAAAACAUUCUACACUUGCUCCUCACACCUCACAGUGGUGGUCCUUCUCUAUGGGACACUUUUCUGCCAGUAUCUGAGACCGACAACAAUGGACACAUUAGACUCCAAUAAAAUCUUCUCACUUUUUAACACUGUUGCUGUCCCUGUUCUCAAUCCCAUUAUCUACAGCCUAAAAAAUAAAACUGUGAAGUCUGCUCUAAAGCAAAAGGUACAAUUAUAUUUUAAGAUUCACAAGAACUAA
Messenger RNA from Bufo gargarizans (Asiatic toad), 942 nucleotides. RefSeq names its product olfactory receptor 1019-like. Bases 4 to 942 code for a protein of 312 amino acids. The record is from RefSeq and is a predicted model, not a curated record. Gene Ontology annotation, biological process: G protein-coupled receptor signaling pathway. The transcript has a single exon. Gene Ontology annotation, cellular component: membrane. Lineage: Eukaryota; Metazoa; Chordata; Amphibia; Anura; Bufonidae. Gene Ontology annotation, molecular function: olfactory receptor activity; G protein-coupled receptor activity.